Zophobas morio is the source of this 1092-nucleotide messenger RNA. Its product is annotated as zinc finger protein 711-like. The coding region runs from base 1 to 1092 and encodes 363 amino acids. The record is from RefSeq and is a predicted model, not a curated record. NCBI's taxonomy places the organism in Eukaryota, Metazoa, Arthropoda, Insecta, Coleoptera, Tenebrionidae. Gene Ontology annotation, biological process: regulation of transcription by RNA polymerase II. The transcript has a single exon. Gene Ontology annotation, molecular function: DNA-binding transcription factor activity, RNA polymerase II-specific; RNA polymerase II transcription regulatory region sequence-specific DNA binding.
AUGGCAAGUUUGGAAUACUGUGAAGCAGCCGCAACAGAUGGGAGAUCUUAUUCAUGGGAAAACCUGCACAACUGUAUACGAUGCCCCUAUUUUACAACAUCUCUUUUUCUCAUAACGAACCACGUAAGACGACACCAUUCCUCUGUGGAAAAAUUAACUUGCGACAACGCCAAAAUUGAAGCGUAUUACUGCAAAGACUGCGAUUUUAAAACGGAACUAACAGUUUUAUUCAAACAACACCUUGAUAAAUAUCAUGGCCUUAAAAUGUCUACACACGAUUUAUCAAGUGAGGACUUCUGCAUACAAAACUACGUUUGCGAAAAAUGCGAAUUUGAAACAAAUUUCUCGUUAAAGUGGCUUCAGCAUACUUCAACAUGCACCGGAAACAAAGAAAAUCUUCAAAGUGUGAGUUUUCUGAAACAAAAUGCUACAUACAGUUCUAAUUUCAAUCAAAUUGGCGAAAUACCUUGGUACUACUGCACGGAAUGUUCCUACAAAACUAAAUUCAAAUAUAACUUAAACCGUCAUACCAAAAAUCACGAUUUGAAGAAACGGUGUACAGGCAACAAUUCUCUAGUUUUAAAAAACCACUUGGAUGAACAAAUUGUUGGAUGGCACAAGUGUGAAAAAUGUCCAUUUAAAACUGCAACAAAAAGUAAUUUAAUCAGGCAUACAAAUACCUUACACUUGAACGACGAAGACAUUAAAUGGUACCAAUGCAAUGAGUGUCCUUUCAAAACAAAGUAUCAAACAAAUUUAAAGAUCCAUGUAACUGCAAAACAUGUAGAGGACGAAAAAAAUAAGUGGUACGAAUGCGAAAAUUGUCCAUACAGAAGUAAACGAGAGUUGAAUUUGAAACGUCAUAUAAAUGUGCGACAUUUAGAUGAAGAAAGUGUUAGAUGGUAUGAAUGUGCGGAGUGUUCAUACAAAAGUAAAACGAAAUUUCAGUUAACGAAUCAUAUAAACAACCACCAUUUGGAUGACUCUGAAGCUAAAUGGUACAACUGCGAACACUGUUCUUACAAAACUAAAAUUAGACAGUCUUUGUACAAACACAGAAAAAAACAUAUGUCGAAUUUAGUUGAUGUUUAA